Messenger RNA from Theileria orientalis strain Shintoku, 3600 nucleotides. RefSeq lists its product as uncharacterized. The record is from RefSeq and is a predicted model, not a curated record. Lineage: Eukaryota; Apicomplexa; Aconoidasida; Piroplasmida; Theileriidae. The transcript has 4 exons. The coding region runs from base 1 to 3600 and encodes 1199 amino acids. Gene Ontology annotation, biological process: protein folding in endoplasmic reticulum. Gene Ontology annotation, cellular component: membrane; cytoplasm.
AUGGCGGAAAUUUCAAAGGGAAUUCCUUUGAAAAAGGAUUGUAAAAUAAUAGGCUAUAGGAAACAAAAGUAUAAAUUCGAAUAUCUGCUGAGAGCAGUAUUCUUUGUAUUAUUAGUGUUUGUAUUUGUACGUAAAAUAUUAUUAUUUGACCCUCCAGAGCUAAAAGUUAAAUCGCAAUCAAGCAGAGAGUCAGCAAACAUAAUUAGAGGAAAACCAUAUAACGAGAACCUGUAUUCGCUGAGCUACGACUUCGCAACGGAGGAAUCCGGAGCGAAAAUAAUAGCACAUUCCAAAUCGCUAGAGAACAUAUCGAACAUACUGCGGUAUGACAACAACAUAUAUAUGCUGGCCCCGUGCCAGACAACAGACUGGUUCAUACUAUCCUUCCAGGAAAGCAUACUAAUACAGCAGAUAUCGUUUCUGUCGUACGAAUUUUACGCAUCGUCAUACAAGAACUUACGAAUAUCAGUAUCGAAUGUGUACCCAACGAGUAAGUUUGUAACAUUGGCAGAGAUCGAGACUGAGCCGCUGACGAAUGAAAUAUUCGACCUCGCAUUCCUGUGCGACAGCGAUAAGAACGACUGCUGGUGCAAGUACGUGAAGGUGGAGUUGCUGGACUACCACAAGGAGGAGGACAACUACUACUGCGCAAUCACGAAGAUGAAGGUGUACGGAAUCACCGCAGUCGAGUACCUGGAAAGUGAAAUAGGAGAAGAUAAGUCGAUGUAUCAGUCGGAGGAGGGGCCAGGGGCAAGUGCGGCAGGCGUACAAGGAGCAAGCGGUAGCUGUGGGAGCACCAGCUACUCAAGUAAGAACAUGGGCGCCGGGGGUGACAGUGCAGGAGUGUGCGGAAGUGAAAGAGUGAAGGUGAUGAGGAUGUUCGACAAGGCGAAGCUGGACGCAAGUCCAACCUUCCUGUACGAUAUAAAAAACACAAUCAUGAGCUCGUUCUACAAGUUCCUGAUGUCAAUGGCGCUGAGAAGAGACGAGUACAACAAAAAGCUGCUCCACAGGCUGAUUAAGAUAGGGAAGAGUAAGAAGUACUGCGGAACUAACCUGCUGUUCCAGUUCAACUGCAACAGGUUCAUAACGUACCUGCUGCUGGAGAAGUACUCAGCCUACUACUCGACCAUUUUGGAGUACGUGAGGCUGCCGAGGAAACACACGUGGUUCGAGAGAGUCGUCUUCGACUUCAUCAAGAGCAAAAAGAGCCUUAUCUACAGCAUCAUCAACGACGUGGGAAUAAAGGAAGUGCCAGUGCUGGUGUGCAUAGACACGUUUGGAGUAGUCUCGACAUACAAAUGCUACUUCUACUUCAACCUCAAGUCGUUCUCGACACUGCUGUUCACAGAGUACACGAAGGGCGUUAAGUUCAACAAAAUUGGUGGCCAUGAAGAUGAGACGUGGGUGGAAGUAGGUAACGGAAGCGUCGGUAAUGAGUGUGAAGGUGAGGAUACAAUGUGUAGUACGAGCACAGAUGACUACGACGGUGACAGGGAAGUAGCUGCCAUAAAUGGUGUUAAAGAGGAUGAACAAAUGGAUAGAUUAGAUGAAUUGGGAGUUAUAAGUGACAGAAAUGAUAAUGAUAGUAAUAAUAAGAACGAAGAAGAUUAUAUAGAGGUUAUUGACAGUAAAGAAGUGUUAAGUCAGACUACUAAAGGUGAUACGGUUGCGACCAAAAGUAAUGUGGAAGUGGAAGAACAAAUAAACACGGAAGAUAAAUUAGAUGAUAUACAAGAGGAAUUAGGAGAAAAAGAAGAUAAAUUGGAGAAGUUAAAGGAGGAAAGUAAACGACAAACAUUAGGUGAAGGAGAAGAACAAGGUAGUAGUAUAGAUAAAGAUAGUAAAAAAGCAAGUGAAGAUAAAAAGGAAACAGAAUUAACCUCAGAUAGUCAGGGAAGUCAAGUAAGACAGAACAGUGGAAAUCAGAAUCAGAAACAAGGAGAACACGAAACCCAUGAAAACAACAGUACAAAUGCCAAACAAGGCACAAAUGGUGAAAAAAGUGACCAUGUAAACUUAGAUCAGAAACAUAAGAAUAGUAGUAACAGUAAAAAAGGUAGAAGUAGCUGUAGUAAGCUCAAUAAGAGUAGUAAGGUGUAUAAAAGAGUUAAGGGAGGAGAUAGGUUCUAUUUCUACUACGCAGAUGGGAGAUCGUUGGUAAAAAAUGUAAUAAAAAAGUAUAAAAGCCUAACGCAAGACGUAAAAUUAGUGGAAAGAUGCGACUAUAGAAUCGCAGACGAGUACAUAUCCUCAAUAACAGUGGUAGGGAAGCUGAUGUACAUCAACCUAUCGCCGGACUCAACGUCGUCGUACCCAGUUAACCUGGACAGAAAUAGCGAAAAGGUGGAGGAAAAACUAGUGAAGAUGAACAGGAACAUGUACAGAAUCGACUUUUUAAACAACCUAACGAAGUACUUCGACGAAAGAUGCUACGCCAAUGAGAUGCAGAGCGGGCUUCCCAAGGGCGUGCACACGCACCUGCACCCAGGGCUGCACAGCGACCUGGACUCAGUGCUCCACAACGAUGAGCUUAACGGAGGACUGCGCCCAGACCUGCACGUUGGCUUCCACGGAGGGCUUAACACGAGGCUGCGCAAGGAGAUCGACAGCGACCUGCACAAGAAGGACCAGAAGGUGCACAAGCACGUCCUGCUUAAGUUGUCGGAGAGGAUCAAGUCGCUGGAGUACCUGACGAACAAGCUCUCGAACAAGAUCUACGAAGUGGAGAGGCUUCUGAACAUAGCGAUAAACCAGCAAAUAUACAGAGACAAUGAGAGUAAGCCGAAGAACAAUAUGACAAGUGAAUUUCAUGAAGCACUGAGAAAACUGAACAUAAACAGAUAUAAAGUAAUCACACGGAGGAAGUUCAAUGGCCAGAAGAUGUUUGGUGGAAGGAAGAAGUACUACCAGAGAAUACGGAGUUACUCGGAGUACGAGGUGGGAUACCUGUACAUGGACAGCGAGGAGGCGAUGAAUUCAGGAAACAUGUGCAGACUGAGUCUGUGUGUGCCAAACGAUAGCAAGUGCAGGAGGACGAGGCUCCUGAGCAACCUGAGCAAGUACCACGCGACGCUGAAUAGGCGCAAGCUGAUAGGCUGCAUCAUCAGGUACAACUGCAAGUGCCUGAAGCACACACAGCAGAUGUACAGCGCGCCCGGAGAGGAGGAGUGGCUGUACACUAACGACGCGAGUCUGCUGAACGAGUACCUGGCGCUGUGGAGGAGAGUGGCGUGCGCCCUUCGGCAGAGCGUGGCGAGGUACAUCAACGCGUACUCGGUCUUCGCAAUGCUGAUUCUGACGCAAAUAUUCUGGAUACUCAAGUUCAAUGAGCACAAUAAGCAGAUAAAGAAGCUGAUGCUGCUGACGAGGUCUGAGGCCGAAAGGCGAUGCUACCGUGCUCUCGGUGGUUGCGAUGGACUAAAAUACAUGAGGCUUAAAGCCGGGCCGAGAGGCCAAACGAGAGUGUUGCAGUUAGUAACUUGUUACAGUAUGGUAGAGAGCACAAAGCCUGAGGGUAUGACACCAGAAUGCGAUGAGGGCACAGCACCCUGGAAUGCGAUAGCGACAAGCUCGCGAGAACUGGCUUGUCUUAACUAA